This is a messenger RNA of Paramecium pentaurelia, 1242 nucleotides long. Lineage: Eukaryota; Ciliophora; Oligohymenophorea; Peniculida; Parameciidae. The record is from the annotation of a GenBank genome assembly.
AUGUCUUAAAAAGAAUCCAUUUUACUUGGAGGAGGUUGUUGUCCUCCUAGAACAAGCCCACUGGAACAAUUAAUCUAAAAAUCAGAUAAUUAAGACAUCUAUACUUUCUUUAAUAAAUUCAGAUUCUAUGUUCAAAUAAUUUGUACUCAAGCUGUUGUUGCUGCUGAUAAGUCAGAAAGUUAAGAAAUAAUGAUAGCAAUACAGUGGUUUAUCUUUUAAGAAGAAAACAUCUACAAACUUAACAAGAGUUCCUAAAGUGUCGCCAAAUCUUACGAUUUAAUUUUUUAGGGAAUCCGCGAAUUAUUGAAAAGCUGCUUGAUAUAUGUUAGAACAGACCCAUUUAAGUGUUUUUAUAUCUUAUAGAUAACAGCAUCUCUAUCAAAAGUCAUAUUUAGCUUCCAUUUAAAAAAUGAUAAGAGAUUUAUGGAAUGUGAUUUAUAAAAAGAAAUUUUGGAGAUAUGUGAUAAAUUAAGAUAAUAAAUGGAAAUUGAAAAAAAUGAUUGGAUUCAAAGUUAAUUGGAACUCUAUCUUUUCUUAACAAAAACUUCUUUCUAGAUGGCACCAACAAACAGGAGCGAAAGGGAUAAACUUUUAUACGGAUGUUUGAAAGGGAUCAUUAAUUCCUUAAUAGAAAUGAAGCCAAAUAUGGAACUGCUUGAAACAUUGUUUCAGGGACUCUGUCAACUUUACAAUAUGUAUAUUGAAAAUAAAAAUAGAAAAUACUAUUAAGUUUAUUUUUAUAUUGAUAUUUUGUAAUGGGAGAUAAUUUAUUCUUUUAAGAAUGAAUAAUUAUAAGAUUUAGAGGAAAUAUUAUUUCGUAUUGAGGCAAUUUAUAAGAAAAUUGUGAGCAAUUCAAAUAUAUGGAAAUAUCAUUAUUUGUGGAUUUAGAUGAUAGGGAAAAUUUUAAUUUAUAAUCCUUUAAUAGCAAAACAAAAAUUUUAUCAGCUGACGAAAACUCACAAAUCAGGAGCAAAGUCAAGUUAAAUUUGGAAGGAAUAUCAGAAUAAGGGAUUCCUGAUUUAAGUGAACAAAAUUGACGAUUAAGCUCUCAUUUAACUUAAUUCACUAAAAAAUAAUUAAUUACUUUAAAUUGAUAGACCAAUAUUCGAAGAAUGCUUCAAAGGAUGGGAAAAUUUCUUACUACUUAAGGAUUUUCUUUUGAAUGAACAAUAUCAAAAUUUUCCUUUUACAUUUGGAUCAUAUUUAAACCGCAAAUUAGAUUUCGGAAGAAGAGGCCAAUGA